Molecule: messenger RNA, 3556 nt
Organism: Temnothorax curvispinosus
Lineage: Eukaryota; Metazoa; Arthropoda; Insecta; Hymenoptera; Formicidae
Biological process (GO): sensory perception of smell; detection of chemical stimulus involved in sensory perception of smell
Cellular component (GO): plasma membrane
Molecular function (GO): odorant binding; olfactory receptor activity
Source: RefSeq, a predicted model, not a curated record
UGCAGUCUUUAUCAGCCGCCGUGACCACGAACAUGUCAAGUGCACGAAACGACCAGGAUCUCAGCUAUCAGCAAGACAUUCGAUAUGUCUUUAAGCUGAAUAACUGGAUUCUGGGUUCAAUCGGCAUCUGGCCAAUCUCGGUUCGAGGUAUCGGACGGCACGUGUCCAAAAUCGCAAUCGCGCUCGGUAAUCUCGCGUUAAGUUUCGCGAUGGUCCCUUGCGCCUUACACAUCGUGUACGACGAGAAGGACAUCAUCAUGAGACUGAAGCUGUGCGGUCUGCUGGCCUUCUGCCUCACCGCGAUGACGAAGUAUUGUAUUCUCGCGAUACGUCGCCCUAAGAUACUGCGCUGUAUCGAAUGCGUAAAGAAUGAUUGGUGGCAGGUGACGUUCAAAUCCGAUCGGGAACUAAUGCUGAAAUACGCUACCAUCGGGCGCAAUCUAACGAUAAUUGGCGCAUCUUUUAUGUACACCGCCGGCAUCAUUUAUUACAUGAUUCUGAUUCCGUUUUUUUCCGAGAACAAAAUCAACAAUCACACCGUCAGACCACUUGUAUAUCCGACUUACAGUGAAUUUCGCCAAUCUCAGAUUAGCCCAAUAUACGAAAUUGUAUAUGUGGCUCACUGCAUGUGCGGAUACACCAUAUACUCGAUAACAGCCGGUGCGUGCGGAUUGGCCGCUCUGUUCGCAACUCAUGCGUGUGGCCAGAUCCAAGUGAUCGUAUCGCGAUUGGAAGAUCUCUUAAACGGCAAAAACCCGAACAUUCAUCAACGAAUCGCUGUCAUCGUGAAGGAUCAUGUCCGCGUAGUAAGGUUUUCAGCCGUGGUGGAGGAAAUUUUACAAGAAGUAUGUUUAGUGGAGUUCACUAGUUCUGUAUGCACGAUAUGUCUACUCGAAUAUUACUGUAUAGUGGAUUGGCAAGAGGACAAUAAGCUUAGCUUAGCAACAUAUUUUUUACUCUUCAUUUCAUUCUGCUUCAAUAUAUACAUAUUAUGUUAUAUUGGCGAGCUUCUCAUGGAAAAGAGCAGUCAAAUUGGAUCAAUGUGCUACAUGAUCAAUUGGUAUCAAUUAUCGCCAAGAUCAGUACGCAAUCUUAUAUUGAUAAUCGCGAUGUCCAGUCAUCCAAUAAAACUUAGUGCCGGUAGAAUGGUAGACUUAUCAUUAACAACUUUUGGAAAUCGCAAGCGCACGUCCCGCGACCUUGCAAUCAAUGCCGCGCAUCCCCUGUUCUUGCAGUCUUCGGCGAAAUCUGUCACCGCAACCAUGUCCAGUAUACGCGAUAGGUCCGCGACAUCGCAGAACUCCAGUUAUCAGCGAGACAUUCAAUAUGUCUUCAAGUUGAACAACUGGAUUCUGGGCUCGCUCGGCAUUUGGCCAGUCGCGAUACGUGGCAUUGGACAGCACGUGUCCAAGAUCGCGAUCGCGAUCUUUAAUCUCGCGUUGAGCUUCGCGAUAGUGCCCUGCGCUCUACAUAUCGUCUAUGAUGAAAGGGACAUCAUCUUAAGGCUGAAGCUCUUCGGACUGCUGGCUUUCUGCCUUACCGCGAUGACAAAGUACUGCAUCUUCGUGAUACGUCGCCCUAAGAUACAUCGUUGCAUCGAAUAUGUGAAGAGCGAUUGGUGGCAGGUGACAUUCAGAUCCGAUCGCGAAUUGAUGCUGAAGUACGCUGCCACCGGUCGCAAUCUGACGAUAAUUGGCGCAUCUUUCAUGUACACCGCUGGCAUCAUUUAUCACUUAAUUCUGCCCUUCUGUACCGAACACAAAGUCAACAAUCAAACUAUCAGACCGCUCGUGUAUCCGACCUAUAGUAAAUUUAGCCAGUCACAAAUUAGCCCAGUAUAUGAAAUCGUGUAUGUGGCUCAUUGCAUGUGCGGAUACACCAUAUACUCGGUGACAGCCGGUGCCUGCGGAUUGGCCGCCUUGUUCGCCACUCAUGCAUGUGGCCAAAUACAAAUACUUGUAUCACGACUAGAAGAUCUCUUAGCUGGUGAAAGAUUCGAACAAAACCCGAAUGUUCAUCACCGAAUCGCUGCCAUCGUGAAAAAUCACGUACGAGUAAUAAGACUAUCAGCAGGCAGAAAGAUGCCCCGUAACAAGAGCGCAAGCGCAUGUCCAGCGACCUUGCAAUCAAUGCCGCGCGUUCACCCGAUGCAGUCUUUAACAGAACCUGUCAUUGCGAACAUGGAAAGCUCACAGGAUAAGCAUGUAGUGUCGCCGAACGUCAGUUAUCAGCAGGACAUACGAUAUAUCUUCAAGCCCGGUAAUUGGAUCCUCGGCUCAAUCGGCAUCUGGCCUGUCGCGAUUCGCGGAAUCGGACGACAUGCAUACAAGAUCUCGAUCGUACUAUGUAAUCUUGCGUUAGCUUUCGCGAUAGUGCCUUGCGUUCUGCACAUGAUCUUCGACCAGAAGGACCUCAACAUAAGGCUGAAGCUCUUCGGGUUGCUGGGCUUCUGCACUACCGCGAUGAUGAAGUAUUGCGUUCUCGCGAUACGUCGACCCAAAAUAUUACGCUGCAUCGAGCACGUGAAGAGUGACUGGUGGCAGGCAAAAUUCAGCUCCGAUCGCGAAUUAAUGCUGAAGUACGCUACCACCGGUCGUAGACUGUCUAUGAUCGCCGCGACUUCCAUGUACAUCGCCGGUUUUAUUUAUCAUACAAUUCUACCGUUCUGCACCGAACACAUAGUCAACAACCAAACUAUUAGACCACUCGUGUAUCCAACUUACAGUAAGUUUUUUAAGACGCAAGCGAGUCCGAUAUACGAAAUAGUGUAUCUGGCUCACUGCGUGUGCGGAUACACCAUGUAUUCAGUGACGGCCGGAUCGUGCGGAUUGGCAGCAAUAUUCGCCACUCAUGCGUGUGGUCAGAUCGAGGUGAUCAUGUCUCGACUUGAGGAUCUUUCGCGUGGCAAAAACUUCGAGCAAUUGUCGGACGUUAAUCAACGAAUUGCUCUCAUCGUGCAAAGUCAUGUUCGAAUAUUAAGAUUUUCCGCCGCCGUAGAAGAAAUUCUACAGGAAGUGUGUUUACUGGAAUUCGCCAGUUCCAUAUUCACAAUGUGUUUGCCCGAAUAUUACUGCAUAGUGGACUGGCAAGAUAGUGAUACAGUAGGACUAACGACUUACUUUCUGCUCUUUGUUUCAUUCUGCUUCAAUAUGUAUAUACUAUGUUACAUUGGCGAACAACUCGUGGAGAAGAGCAGCCAGAUUGGAAGGAGGUGCUUCAUGAUAAAUUGGUACCAGCUGCCGGCAAAGUCAAUUCGUAGUCUAGUUUUAGUGAUCGCUAUGUCCAGCCAUCCCAUAAAGAUCAGCGCUGGCAGAAUGAUAGAUUUAUCACUGGCGACAUUCGGAAAUGUACUCAAAACAAGUCUGGCAUAUUUAAGUUUUCUUCGAACGUUAGUAGUGUGAAUAUGGGAAUGCUAUGGCAAGUGCCUGAAAGGAUAAUAUCAACGAUGUCUCUCUCCUUUAUAAUAGAAUCCUCAUAGAUCAAACUUCAUUGAUUAAACAGCGUUCAAUAUAUGAUACGAUAUGAUAUCGUAUUAAUUUUAUAUAUCCAUAUAUAA